Panicum hallii is the source of this 2891-nucleotide messenger RNA. RefSeq names its product ankyrin-3-like. The coding region runs from base 1 to 2826 and encodes 941 amino acids. The record is from RefSeq and is a predicted model, not a curated record. Gene Ontology annotation, cellular component: plasma membrane. Gene Ontology annotation, molecular function: protein phosphatase 1 binding; protein phosphatase regulator activity. NCBI's taxonomy places the organism in Eukaryota, Viridiplantae, Streptophyta, Magnoliopsida, Poales, Poaceae. The transcript has 5 exons.
AUGGACGGACUUCUCCUUGAAGCUGCCACAUCUGGCGAUGCCGAGCGUCCGGCUCUUGUUGAGCCUGGCGUGCUUCUUGGGGCCACUCCACGGGGGAACACCUGCCUCCACAUCGCCUCCAUCCACGGCCACGAGGAGUUCUGCAAGGUUGUCCUGACGCUGGACAACUCCCAGGAUCUCCUCGCCGCCGUCAACAGAGAUGGCGAGACGCCUCUGCUCACCGCCGUGACAAGGGCCCGUGCCUCUCUAGCUUCUGUUUUGCUCAGGUCCUGCCGUGACCGGCAGCUGAGCGAGGCGGUCCUGAAGCAGGACAAGCACGGAUGCAACGUGCUGCACCACGCCAUCCGGGGAGGGCACGGGGAGCUCGCGCUCGAGCUGAUAGAAGCAGAGCCGGCCUUGUCGAAAGCUGUGAACAACCGUAACGAGUCGCCCAUGUUCAUCGCGGCGAUGAGGAAUUAUGCAGAUGUCGUCAAGAAACUGUUGGAGACUCCUGAUCCUGCCCAUGGAGGAAGCUGGGGCUACAAUGCUCUGCAUGCUGCCGUGACAAAUGGCAAUUCAGAUCUUGCUGAACGGAUUUUGGAUAAACAUCCUCUGCUAAUCAGACAGGAAACUGAGAACAAUCUUACUCCAAUACACCUGGCUGUAUCUGAGGGCAAACUUGACGUGCUAACAGCAUUGUUGAAACAUGAUCAGUCUUUAGGUUAUCUAGUCUCCACAGCUGGUACUCCUCUUCUCUGCAUCGCAGCAUCUGAGGGCCAUGUGGGCGUUGCUCGAGAGCUUCUUAAACAUUGUCCUGACGCUCCGUACUGCGACGCAACGGGCUCCACAUGCCUUCACGUAGCUGUACUGUCUGGUCAGGCAGAGUUUGUGGAGUUCAUCCUGGCCUCGCAACAGCUUCGGCAACUCGUUAACAUGUUAGAUGGAAACAGAGAAACUGCUCUGCAUCUCGCAGUCAAAAGGUGCAAUAAGAAGAUGGUCGCUGCUUUACUGCUCCGCCAAGACAUAGACGUCACGGUGCUUAACGGUAAUGGUAUCACCGCAAACAUGGUAGUACCAGAUGGCGUCAACAAAGUGAAGCCUUUAAUCCCGAUUGCAGCCGGCCCCGCUACCACCGGAUCACCUGGAGCAACGAUGGGAACAAGUCUCCUGGAAGCAGCCGCAUCCGGUGACGGCGCAUCACUCAGGCAACUGGCUCAUGACAACCCGGGCAUGCUGCUCUCAGCAAACCCACAAGGGAACACCUGCCUCCACAUCGCCUGCAUCCACGGCCACGAGAGAUUCUGCGAAGAAGCCAUCGAGCUGAACCCCACCCUCCUCGCCGCCGUCAACAGGGACGGCGAGACACCCCUGCUCAUCGCCGUGACCAGCGGCAAUGCUCCGUUAGCUGCUUUUCUGCUCAGAUGCUGCAAUGAACGGCAGCAGAGCAGGGCCAUCUUGAAGCAAGACAGGCACGGGUGCAAUGCGCUGCACCACGCCAUCCGUAGCGGCCACGUGGAGCUGGCAGUGAAGCUUAUUCUGGCCGAGCCAGGCUUGUCCCAAGCUGUGAACACCAGCAACGAGUCGCCCAUGUUCAUCGCGGUGAGGAGAGAUUUGACUGGUGUCUUUGAGGAACUGUUGAGGGUUCCCUAUUCUGCUCACUGUGGAACCAGGGGCUACAAUGUUCUGCAUGCUGCUGUUUGUAAUGGUAAUGCAGGUAUCGUCCGAAGGAUAAUGGAGGCACGUCCUUGGUUGGCCAGAGAAGAGGAAUUGGCCCAGGUGACUCCAAUACAAGCGGCUGCCUAUGAGAACAAGAUUGCCAUCCUCAGAUUGUUCUUGGAACAUGACCGGUCUCUAGGGUAUCUGAUCCCCACAAGUGGUGAGCCCCUUCUUUGUACCGCGGCAUUUGUUGGCCAUGUCGGUGUCGCGCGAGAGCUUCUCAACCAUUGCCCGGAUGCUCCCUUUCGCAAAUGGACAAAUGGUUGGACAUGUCUUCACACGGCUGUGUUCUACGGUCAAAUGGAGUUUGUAAAAUUUAUCAUGGGGUCAAAACACCUCCGGAAGCUUGUUAACAUGCGAGACGAAAGCGGAGAAACAGCUCUGCAUAUCGCGGUCAGAAAGUGCAACCCGAAGAUGGUCGCUGCUCUACUUCAUCAUCAAGACAUAGAUAUCACAGUGCUCAGCAAAACAGGUCAGACUGCAACGUGGGUGCUGUUCAAUGCCGCCGACCACGCCAAGACAUUAAACUGGAAUGAAGUGUAUAUGCUUCUGCGAAAGGCUGAUCCCAAAAUUGCAACCUCCACUUACAAUCUUCAUGGAGCAGUCAAGGACGAAGUAACUAAUGCAUCAAGAAAGGAUGUGAAGACACUGACCAAAAAGUAUACAAGCAAUACUUCUGUUGUGGCAAUACUCAUCGCCACGAUUACCUUCGCCGCAGCAUUCACCUUGCCUGGAGGAUAUAGUACUGACGCUGGCAACGAGGGGCAUCCCAUCAUGGCAAGGAAGCUUGCAUUCCAGGCAUUCUUGAUCUCUGAUACCUUGGCAAUGUGCUCCUCACUGGCUGUUGCCUUCGUAUGCAUCCUAGCAAGGUGGGAGGAUCUUGAGUUCUUGCUUUACUACAGGUCUUAUACUAAGAAGCUUAUGUGGUUUGCGUACAUGGCGACCACCACAGCAUUUGCAACUGGUUUGUACACAGUACUGGCACCUCGUCUCCUAUGGUUGGCUGUCGCAGUUUGCCUUCUGACGGUUUUACUGCCCAUUCUUACUAUGCUGCUAGGAGAGUGGCCUAUCUGGAAACUACGAUUCCAGUUGCGUCAGAAUUUCAAGUCCGAACUCCUCAAUAUGGUCUAAUCUCGUCACCAUCCAUCAUUUCCAGCUACUUAUUUUAUAAAUAAUACAGACCUUGUUAGUUGCAU